AUGUGUUCAGACGAAGCCAAAACCCUAGUCUCCACCAAACAGCCCUUCAUCGAAGUCGAACGGGAUCGCAGGGACUGCCCGGGGCAUUUUGGGUAUUUGGCACUUGCCCUCCCUGUUUACAAUGUUGGGUAUAUGGGCACUGUCGCGGAUAUUCUCAAGUGCAUCUGCAAGUCAUGCUCUGGUGUGCUUUUGAAGGAAGAAAUGCGGGUUGAGCUUUUGAGGAGGAUGAGAAAUCCCAAGCUGGGUCCUUUGAAGAAAACUGAGUUAGUGAAAAUGGUGGUGAAGAAGUGUACUGGUUUGGCUGCUAACAAUAGGCCAGUUGAGUGCUCCAAAUGUGGAUAUUUGAAUGGUUCUGUGAAGAAGGCUACCGGCAUGGUUGCUAUUAUUCAUGAUCGUUCUAAAUUUGGUGGUGUUAUGGAUGAGUUGAGGCCAGAGAACCUCUUGAUCAUGAACAUUCCCGUGCCUCCUACUGCGAUUCGUCCUUCAGUUUUGGUGGAUGAAUCACGGACAAAUGAAAAUGACAUUACAGAGAGGUUAAAGAACAUUGUUCAAGCAAAUGCUCGUCUUCGACACGAUUUAACACAAGAUUUACCACCAGCUUAUGCAGGCGGGUUUAAGCAUAGUUGGGAUGCACUUCAAGUUGAGCGGAUCAAAGGGAAGCAGGGGCGUUUUCGUGGGAAUUUAUCUGCCAAGCGGGUUGAAUAUACUGGCAGAAGUGUUAUAUCACCUGACCCUAAUCUGAAAAUUAAUGAGGUUGGGCUCCCUAUCCAAAUGGCUCAAAUCUUAACCUACCCUGAACGGUUUCCCGUCAUAAUAUUGAGAAGUUGA
Molecule: messenger RNA, 828 nt
Organism: Prunus armeniaca (apricot)
Lineage: Eukaryota; Viridiplantae; Streptophyta; Magnoliopsida; Rosales; Rosaceae
Source: the annotation of a GenBank genome assembly